UUCGCCCCGUUACUUUAGCAAACCGAACCCAGAGCUGCAGGCGGCCGCGAGGGGCCGGUGCCCGGGAAGGCGCAGGUGCCGGCGGCGGCGUUCCAGAGCGGCGCGAGAGCCGCUGGGUCGCUCUGUACGUGCUGCCUCUUCCUGACUCAGAUAUCUGUUUAAUACCUGCUUUCGGCAGAUAUCCGACCUUCACCUGAGCAGGUUUCAUGACCCAGGCAGAGCUGCAGACUUAGAAAAGUUCUGUUCUGAAACUAUUGACAUCAUUCAACCAGCUCUCGUCCUAGCAACAGGAGAUCUGACAGAUGCCAAAACAAAGGACCUGUUGGGAUCUAUGCAGCAGAAGGUAGAAUGGCAAACUUACCACAGUAUUCUGAAGAAGACAAGGGUCAUGGAAAAAACCAAAUGGCUUGAUGUCAAAGGAAAUCAUGAUUCAUUCAAUGUUCCAAGUCUGGAGAGCGUCGAGAAUUAUUACAGGAAAUAUUCUGCCAUACGUACGGAUGGCUCUUUCCAUUAUGUUCACAGUACUCCCUUUGGAAACUAUUCUUUCAUCUCUGUGGAUGCCACCCUAAACCCAGGGCCUAAGAGGCCCUAUAAUUUCUUUGGAAUUUUAGAUGAGAAACAGAUGGAGGAGCUUUUAUUAUUGUCAAAGGAAAGUAAUCAGAGCAACCACACUAUUUGGUUUGGACACUAUACAACAUUUACUAUUCUUUCUCCAUCACCAGGAGUUCGGUCAAUAAUGAGUUCAGCUACAGCUUAUUUGUGUGGGCACCUCCAUACACUUGGUGGACUGAUGCCUGUUUUGCACACUCGUCACUACCAGGGCACUUUGGAACUUGAGGUGGGAGACUGGAAGAACAACAGAAGGUACCGCAUCUUUGCUUUUGAUCAUGACCUCUUUAGCUUUUCAGAUUUGAUCUUUGGCGAGUGGCCUGUGAUACUUAUCACCAAUCCUAAGUCGCUCCUCUAUAGUUCUAAACAUGAACCACUAGAAAGACUCCUUCACUCAACACACAUCAGAGUCUUGGCCUUUUCCUCAUCCUCCAUUACUUCUGUCACUGUUAAGAUCGAUGGAGUUCAUUUAGGGGAAGCUACUCAUUUGUCUGGUCCUAUUUUCACACUGAAGUGGAACCCAAGGAACUACAUUAAUAGUACACAUAAUAUAGAAGUAAUUGUCCAGGAUUCUGCUGGAAGAAGUAAGAGUGUUCACCACAUAUUUUCUCUUCAAGAGGAUAAUCAGCUCAGAUUUGACCCUCUAGUAUCUUUUAUUCUUCUUACAGAUCACUGCAUGGUGGCCCGGGUCCUGUUUGUGCUGAUUGUGCUGAUCCAGCUCUUCGUUCUCAUUAUUUACAGGCAUCAAAGAUAUCUAGAGCUUAAAGGACCUCCAGGAUUUAUAAAUUUGACCUCAUUUUCCCUUCAUGUCUUGAGCAAAAUAAACAUCUUCUACUAUUUUGUCUUGUUCCUGACUUUAUAUACAGUGCUGGUUGGCAUUUUUCAACAUCCCCUUGAUGGCUUACCUGUGUUGGAGCUUGCUGCAGCGGUGCUAUGGUCACAACUUCAGGUCUCAUCUCCGUCAAGGAAAAUACUUGAAAAUUAUUCCUGUUUACCUUCUUGUGUCACUGCUGUACAUCUGGCAGAUUUAUGCCUGCUACUUUCUUCAGAGGACAUAUGGCACUCUAGCUUUUUUCUUCUCCCCUUUGCGGACCUGGUUGACACUGUUGACACCUGUUCUCAUUCAUCGUGUAUGGACACUGAACUCCAGGGAGCUUGUAACCUUUACAGUGCAGUUAAAAAGCCACCUGAGCUCCUGAAGGCCAUGUCUCACCAUCCACCUCUGUCGCCCAGGCCUCUGCCCCAGCAGCGGGUGGAAGGCCAAUCCUGGUGGGCAAGCUUCAGGGAGCUGCUGCUCCUUGGCUGCCUAGGGGUUGGGGUGAUUACCCACUACUGACUCCUGCAGAAUGGACUUGCAGAGGAGUCUCUAAAUGAUGCUAUGAUUCCUUCCUUCCCCAAGAAGGCAAAGGGUUGAUUUGCUUCUGUGAAGGGCAGAGGACGGGGGCUGGGUGUGUAUGGGUGUAUCUGAGGCCCAGUGUGUUUUUAGGGCUAACUCAUGUAAAGUACCGAGCACAGUGUCUGGAACUCAGCAGUCAAGGGUGCCACUUUAGAGUCGGAGAACCGGUGUGAACUUGGACCUGACCCUGACUACCCUUGCACUAUUAGCUCUCAGUCUGCUUUAACCGCAGGCUGGGCCUCUGCUGCUUCAAUGUGGGGGAGGGGGAGUUUCAAUCAAUCAAAUACAGUAAAUGAAUGACAAUAGGAAAUAACUCGUCCCAGCCGGUGUGGCCCAGCUGGUUAUCCUGUGCACCAAGAAGUCCUGGGUGGAAUUCCCAGUUGGGCACAUGCCCCGGUUGCAGACUCCAUCCCCAGUAGGGGGCAUGCAGGAGGCAGCCAAUGGAUGUUUCUAUCUGUCCCUCGCUCUUCCUCUCUCUCUCUCUAAAA
Messenger RNA from Myotis lucifugus (little brown bat), 2493 nucleotides. It is a transcript of the gene TMEM62, whose product is annotated as transmembrane protein 62. The transcript has 13 exons. Bases 332 to 1945 code for a protein of 537 amino acids. Lineage: Eukaryota; Metazoa; Chordata; Mammalia; Chiroptera; Vespertilionidae. The record is from RefSeq and is a predicted model, not a curated record.